CUAGUCUCCAAGCGCGGCUUCGGCUGGUGUUUUGCGCAUGUUUCUGCCAGCACCUGGAUCCUGGCGGUAGUUCUGCGCAUGUCCACUGCCCACUGUUUGGCUUCACGGAACCCUGUACGCAUGCUCCUACGCUGAACUUUAGGAGCCAGUCUAGGGCCUAGGCGCAGACGCACUGAGCCUAAGCAGCCGGUGAUGGCGGCAGCGGCUGUGGUGGCUACGGCGGGUCCGGGCCCAUGAGGCGACGAAGGAGGCGGGACGGCUUUUACUCAGCGCCGGACUUCCGAGACAGGGAAGCUGAGGACAUGGCAGGAGUGUUUGACAUAGACCUGGACCAGCCAGAGGACGCGGGCUCUGAGGAUGAGCUGGAGGAGGGGGGUCAGUUAAAUGAAAGCAUGGACCAUGGGGGAGUUGGACCAUAUGAACUUGGCAUGGAACAUUGUGAGAAAUUUGAAAUCUCAGAAACUAGUGUGAACAGAGGGCCAGAAAAAAUCAGACCAGAAUGUUUUGAGCUACUUCGGGUACUUGGUAAAGGGGGCUAUGGAAAGGUUUUUCAAGUACGAAAAGUAACAGGAGCAAAUACUGGGAAAAUAUUUGCCAUGAAGGUGCUUAAAAAGGCAAUGAUAGUAAGAAAUGCUAAAGAUACAGCUCAUACAAAAGCAGAACGGAAUAUUCUGGAGGAAGUAAAGCAUCCCUUCAUCGUGGAUUUAAUUUAUGCCUUUCAGACUGGUGGAAAACUCUACCUCAUCCUUGAGUAUCUCAGUGGAGGAGAACUAUUUAUGCAGUUAGAAAGAGAGGGAAUAUUUAUGGAAGACACUGCUUGCUUUUACUUGGCAGAAAUCUCCAUGGCUUUGGGGCAUUUACAUCAAAAGGGGAUCAUCUACAGAGACCUGAAGCCGGAGAAUAUCAUGCUUAAUCACCAAGGUCAUGUGAAACUAACAGACUUUGGACUAUGCAAAGAAUCUAUUCAUGAUGGAACAGUCACACACACAUUUUGUGGAACAAUAGAAUACAUGGCCCCUGAAAUAUUGAUGAGAAGUGGCCACAACCGUGCUGUGGAUUGGUGGAGUUUGGGAGCAUUAAUGUAUGACAUGCUGACUGGAGCACCCCCAUUCACUGGGGAGAAUAGAAAGAAAACAAUUGACAAAAUCCUCAAAUGUAAACUCAAUUUGCCUCCCUACCUCACACAAGAAGCCAGAGAUCUGCUUAAAAAGCUGCUGAAAAGAAAUGCUGCUUCUCGUCUGGGAGCUGGUCCUGGGGACGCUGGAGAAGUUCAAGCUCAUCCAUUCUUUAGACACAUUAACUGGGAAGAACUUCUGGCUCGAAAGGUGGAGCCCCCCUUUAAACCUCUGUUGCAAUCUGAAGAGGAUGUAAGUCAGUUUGAUUCCAAGUUUACACGUCAGACACCUGUCGACAGCCCAGAUGACUCAACUCUCAGUGAAAGUGCCAAUCAGGUCUUUCUGGGUUUUACAUAUGUGGCUCCAUCUGUACUUGAAAGUGUGAAAGAAAAGUUUUCCUUUGAACCAAAAAUCCGAUCACCUCGAAGAUUUAUUGGCAGCCCACGAACACCUGUCAGCCCAGUCAAAUUUUCUCCUGGGGAUUUCUGGGGAAGAGGUGCUUCAGCCAGCACAGCAAAUCCUCAGACACCUGUGGAAUACCCAAUGGAAACAAGUGGCAUAGAGCAGAUGGAUGUGACAAUGAGUGGGGAAGCAUCGGCACCACUUCCAAUACGACAGCCGAACUCUGGGCCAUACAAAAAACAAGCUUUUCCCAUGAUCUCCAAACGGCCAGAGCACCUGCGUAUGAAUCUAUGACAGAGCAAUGCUUUUAAUGAAUUUAAGGCAAAAAAGGUGGAGAGGGCGAAUGUGUGAGCAUCCUGCAAGGUGAAACAAGACUCAAAAUGACAGUUUCAGAGAGUCAGUGUCAUUACAUAGAACACUUCGGACACAGGAAAAAUAAACAUGGAUUUUGAAAAAUCAAUCAAUGGUGCAAAAAAAAAACUUAAAGCAAAAUAGUAUUGCUGAACUCUUAGGCACAUCAAUUGAUUCCUCGCGACAUCUUCUCAACCUUAUCAAGGAUUUUCAUGUUGAUGACUCGAAACUGACAGUAUUAAGGGUAGGAUGUUGCUUCUGAAUCACUGUUGAGUUCUGAUUGUGUCGAAGAAGGGUUAUCCUUUCAUUAGGCAAAGUACAAAAUUGCCUAUAAUACUUGCAACUAAGGACAAAUUAGCAUGCAAGCUUGGUCAAACUUUUUCCAGCAACAUGGAAUCAAAGACAAAAGAAACUUACCAAUUGUUGUUUUACGUGCAAACAACCUGAAUCUUUUUUUUAUAUAAAUAUAUAUUUUUCAAAUAGAUUUUUGAUUCAGCUCAUUAUGAAAAACAUCCCAAACUUUAAAAUGCGAAAUUAUUGGUUGGUGUGAAGAAAGCCAGACAACUUCUGUUUCUUCUCUUGGUGAAAUAAUAAAAUGCAAAUGAAUCAUUGUUAA
This is a messenger RNA of Symphalangus syndactylus (siamang), 2484 nucleotides long. It is a transcript of the gene RPS6KB1, whose product is annotated as ribosomal protein S6 kinase B1. Gene Ontology annotation, molecular function: ATP binding; protein serine/threonine kinase activity. Gene Ontology annotation, biological process: protein phosphorylation; signal transduction. Lineage: Eukaryota; Metazoa; Chordata; Mammalia; Primates; Hylobatidae. The record is from RefSeq and is a predicted model, not a curated record.